Messenger RNA from Sclerotinia borealis F-4128, 1074 nucleotides. The record is from the annotation of a GenBank genome assembly. NCBI's taxonomy places the organism in Eukaryota, Fungi, Ascomycota, Leotiomycetes, Helotiales, Sclerotiniaceae.
AUGGCUGACGGCAGCUUCAAAAACAAGGUUACGGGUCUGAAGGAUCUUCCAGGUUCAGAUAUCGAAGCCUUUGAACAAUCCACAAAACCAAUCAGCGAACCCAGUACGCCUUUCGAUGAUGGCAAAGAACCUUCGGACUGGCUGAUAGAUUUCGAUAACCCAAUCAUCCUUACACCUACCCUACAAGCCGGCAGACAAUGGAAAACACAUAUCGAGGGAGCAUCAACAGUUCAAGCGCCGAUGUUUCCGUAUUUCGUGGAGCACCCAGAGGCUGCUCUUCGAUGUCGCGAAGGCGAUCUGGUGGAGCUUGAACGUGCUAUUGCCACUCGAAUCGAAGAAGUUGAAGCUAGAGAAUUUGCCAUGGUUGCUCGUGAAAAUAUUUUACAAUUAAGCUGGGCCGAACUUUACUCCACGCUCGAACGUCAAAAAGCCGAUCUUACUGCAAGAGAGUCUGCUGUGGACGAGAGAAAAUCUAAGGUCGAAGUCCGUGAAACCAUUGUGGCCGAUCUUGAGAAGAAGGUGAAGAUUGAUGCUGCGAAUCUGAACGAACGAACUCACGCUUUCGAAUUACUGGAGGAAUCCACAGAAUCAGCUGCUAUAAACACCAAGGAAAUAUUGAAGGAGCGCCAAGAUCGUCUUGAUGAACGAAAGCAGCUGGCCGUGCUUGAUAGGAUUAGAGUGAAGAGACAUGUCAUGAAUGUUGCGAGUCGUGAAUAUGAGGUUCGAAAGGCAGAAGAUUCUCUCAGAAGGUCCGAAGAUGUUAUCAAACUCGAUGCGGCUGCUGUCGAAUCCAGGAAAAUCGCCGUGAAGGCCGAUGAAGCUACUUUAUUGGCUAAGCAAGAAGCAUCCAAAGGAACAUUCAAAGCUCUCAAAUAUACUCAUAAUGCAGCCGUCAGGAAGGAGAAAGAAUCCAACGAGCGUUUUGUAAAACAUCUCCGGGAACAAGAAGAAUUGACAAACACAGCGGUGGUUAAUCGUGAGUUGGACGUCCUGGAGCGUGAACAAUGUUUUGAGGCACUGGAGACAACUUUGAAGUUGGAGCGGGAAUUCAUUCACACCAGAAAUAGAGAUUAG